Messenger RNA from Vigna umbellata (rice bean), 315 nucleotides. The record is from RefSeq and is a predicted model, not a curated record. NCBI's taxonomy places the organism in Eukaryota, Viridiplantae, Streptophyta, Magnoliopsida, Fabales, Fabaceae.
AUGGACCAGAUUGAGUGUCGCCUCCGCCACAUCGUCGCCACCCUCUCAGACCGCCUCAAGCGCGCCGAGAGUGCCUUCAUGGAGUGCAUCGUGGGGAACUGGUUCUGGUGCUGGGAGGAGCAUAAUAUCGCUGCCGCCAAGGAGGUGGGGGGCGCGGAUGCUAAAGCACAAAUGGAAGAGGUGGUGAGCGUGGUUCUUUGGGCGAACCGCGUGAGGCGGAGCGUUCUUGUGGACAUAAUGAGCGCAACCACUGUGUACCAGGCAAUGCUGUUUCUUGAAGGCCUAGCCCAAUUCCUCAUUGGCUUCAGAGAGUAG